Messenger RNA from Pieris napi, 3199 nucleotides. Its product is annotated as E3 ubiquitin-protein ligase MARCHF8-like. Gene Ontology annotation, biological process: antigen processing and presentation of peptide antigen via MHC class II; immune response; protein polyubiquitination. Gene Ontology annotation, cellular component: cytoplasm; late endosome membrane; lysosome. The coding region runs from base 317 to 1396 and encodes 359 amino acids. NCBI's taxonomy places the organism in Eukaryota, Metazoa, Arthropoda, Insecta, Lepidoptera, Pieridae. Gene Ontology annotation, molecular function: zinc ion binding; MHC protein binding; ubiquitin protein ligase activity. The record is from RefSeq and is a predicted model, not a curated record. The transcript has 7 exons.
CACUCCACAGAUUUUAACAUUCGUUAUGAAUAGAAUUCCGUGUGAUUCCUUGCAAACUGCAAGUACCUAAAUACCUACCAGCUAUUCUACCUAUUGUAGUUAUUUGAUUUGCAGUGUAAACAUUGUAAUUCAAUUGUAGGCGUAAAGUAUUAUCUAAACCUUUUAAAAUGAGAAAAGGUUUAUUUUAUUGUUCGUGUUUAGUGGUUGGUUAUAAAAUAAAUGUAAUGUUUCUUACAUUUUGCUUUGUCGAUAUUAUGUGUUGUUAAAUUAAAUCUGGAAAUUCAAAGUGGAAUAGUGUGAAUUAUUGAGUGUAAUAAUGCCUGUUCAACAAAUAAACGUGAAAAAUUCGAGUGAAAUUGAAAGUUGGGAAUGGGGUGGUGGAUGUGGCAAGGAGACGAUACGUGCAGGGUCUGGAAGCAGCCAGACUUCUUGCAGUAAUUCUAGUGGUGAUAUCUGCAGAAUUUGUCAUUGUGAAAGCGAGAUCCAUAAUCCACUACUAGCACCCUGCUUUUGUUCUGGUAGCUUAAAGUUUGUCCACCAAAGCUGUUUACAACAAUGGUUGACGGCAUCCGAAACAAGAUCAUGUGAACUCUGCAAAUUUAAUUUCAUAAUGCAUACAAAGAUAAAACCAUUUAAUGAGUGGCGCCUCUUGGAGAUGUCAGGCGUUGAAAGGCGGCGUCUAUGCUGCGCCGUCCUGUUCCACUGCGUAGCUGCGCUUUGCGUUAUGUGGUCACUGUUCGUACUUAUAGAGAGAGCGGUCGAGGAGGUUAACAAGGGACAGAUUGCUUGGCCGUUUUGGACAAAGCUGGUGGUUGUGGCGGUGGGUUUCACGGGCGGAGCUGUCUUUAUGUACAUCCAGUGUCGGCAGUACUUACAUUUGUGCAAUCGUUGGCGAGCCCAUAAUAGAAUAUUGCUCAUACAAAAUGCGCCAGAAAAGGUACCGAUUAGUUUGUCACCGCCGUUGCGUAGUAAGAGACGGGAGAGGAGUGCGAGGGGGCAGGUGGUGGCCAAUAUUGAGCCUUUGCCCCCUCCGGCUGCGUACCACGAGGAGGAUGAAAGUGGGGGCUUCGAGACUUAUAGGGGUAAUCCACAUCGGCGGCUUUCUGCGCUUAACGAAGACCGGCUAAGUACGGACAACCCCAGACUGAGAGCUGAACCGGAAGAGGUCCGGCGAUACUCGGAUACUCGUCUUUCACAUCCGGUUACAGUGGCCGUUGAAGAGGUUGUCACACAACCUGCUGAGGGAGGUGUAUACCACAUCGCGGUUGACCCCCUAGAAGCCGAUAUACGCUCCCUUCUCGCACUCGAAGCACGUCGCGAGGCGCGCGCGGCCCGAUCGCUGCCGAAUUUGCGCGCGAGUCGCGAAUCCCUCUUAAACCCUAAUCACCCUUCCUGAGGUAACCUCACCCUCUACCUGGACGAUAACAUCUAUUAGGUAAGUGCUAAUUGACAGUGUUUGAACCCCCCCAUUCGUCAUUAGUCUUAGUGAUCGCUAAAUGGAUGCGGUGAGUUCCCGAGUUCAGUGUUAGAUAAGUGACUAUUGAGUAAGUAAUAUUCGUGCUUAGUAAUAAGUGUGUUAUCGGAAUUAUGUUACUUAUUUGGAUAUUAAUACGUAACAUGUCAGCUGUCAAGUCGGUGACAGUUGAGUUUGGCAGCUGACAGGUGAUAUGUGUAUAACUUGUGAAUUGCUGAAUGCGGAAACGUUUAAUUUGCAUUACUUAAAAAAUUAAACUACGCUCGUUAAAUUAUGAAUCAUUCAUAUUAUUUAAAUUCAACACUAAUUAUAUGAAAUUAAAAAUAUUUAAAACGCCAAAUCCUUGAAUAUAAAUUCACAAUGCUAUGAGAUAAUAUCGCAAUUAAGUUAUGAAAAUGAUUUUUUGUGAACCGUACCAGUCAUUGCUAACUACGUCUAUGAAUAUUGUGUUUUUAACGCAAAAUAUUGUAUAAAACCUUUUUUGAUUUACAUGUGUCAAUUGUCAAUUGAAGUUGAAGAGGUCAACCUUCAAGUUGAUUGACAAUAUUUUUUGUGCGAAAACUAUGAUUAUAAACAAAAACAUGUGUGUUUUUUGUUUACAUGACUAGUUUUUGCACAAGGGCAUAUGUGUAAUGUUAAUCUGACCCCUAUUGUGUACUAUUUGUUUGUUUAGUAAUACAGUCAAAAUCUAUUAUAACGACAUCGAAGGGACUACUCAUAUUUGUUAGUCGUAACAGCCGAUGACGUUGUUAUUAAUAGAAUUCAGCCGGGACCUUUGAUUUUGGUCAAUAUAACCGGUAUGUUCUAAUCGGUAUGUUUUGACUGUAUGUGUUCAAAUUUAUAUGAGCUACUUAAUUGGUUGGUGUGGUGUAACUUAUAUCGGCUUAGGUUUUUUUUUAUAUAAGCCAUUUUUAAUCCUUGAAACUUCCAAUUUGCUAAACCUUCACUGUAGUCGAGCGCUUAGUGUAAAUAAAUAGGUCCUUUUUAUGAAUUUAUUUCGUCUUUCAUUUGACGAGCUGCGACUAAUUUUUGGCUUUAAAAUUAUUGAUUAUUUAUAUUAAUUUUCUAAUAAAUAGGGUUAAACGAAAUCCACGUAAAAAUUUGAUUUAAGAGUUGACAGUCAUUUUUCGUUUAAAAAACUAAUUAUAUCGUCCCAUAAAGAGUAGAAAAACUACACAAGCACAGAUAAUUGACGUGAAAAUGUUACAGACUAGCUUAUCAAAAUUGCCUUGUAGAACACCAGAAUAUCAAUACAUUUGAUGAAAAACGAAAAUUAAUUCACCCCCAAUAGCACCACCAACUCCUUAAUAUAAAGUAAAAUAUUUCAAUAUUAGCCUCCAAUAAUCAAAUUAACGAUCCUAACAAAACAUUACAAAGUGAAAGUCAAAAAUAAUUUAUUCAUAUAGGUAACACAAUGUACACUUAUGAACGUCAAAAAAGAAAUAUACAUUAAAUGCUUCUAAUUUUACAUUUACUGCCAGCUCUCAAAUCAAGGGCGUGGAACGGAAGAGAAGAACUGGCAAUAAAGUCUCCGCCACUCUUUUUAAUCGCCAAGUUUCUUGUCCCAAUCUGGAAUUACUACUAAUAUUUUUACGUGGUAUUUCGUUUAACGCUGUUUAGGAUUUUCAUGUUCCUGUUACGAUAGUCCGUCCUCGAUUAAUAUUUUCUAAUACUAGGUACUGUAAUGCUCAUAAUGGUAUUGCCAUAUUACAAAAUUCUGAAAAA